AAGCGAGCUGUCACCUCUUCUUCUUCUUCUUCUUCUUCUUCACUUUACCAAAUCGCAUCGAUUCUUAGGGCUUCUCAAAAUUCUCGAAUCUGUCUUUGAAUCGUAUCUCCGAUCCUGAUUUUGGAUACUACUACUAACGAGCUCGAAUAUGGAAGUCUUAUCGCUGGACGCACUACCGGUGGGAUUCAGAUUCAGUCCCACGGACGAGGAGCUAGUCCGUUACUAUCUCCGUCAAAAGAUCAACGGCCGUGACGACGACGUCAGAGUCAUCCGUGCUGUCGAUAUCUGCAAGUAUGAGCCCUGGGAUCUACCUGAUCUUUCUGUGGUGAGGACAACGGACUCGGAGUGGCUCUUCUUCUGUCCGUUGGAUAGGAAGUAUCCGAGUGGGAGUAGGAUGAAUCGAGCCACCGUUGCUGGAUACUGGAAAGCCACUGGGAAAGACCGGAAGGUUAAGUCAGGGAGCACUAAGAUCAUAGGUGUUAAGAGGACUCUCGUCUUCUACACUGGUCGUGCUCCUAAGGGGACGCGAACCUGCUGGAUUAUGCAUGAGUAUCGCGCCACCGAGAAGGAUCUUGAUGGAACCAAGCCUGGCCAGAACCCGUUUGUCAUAUGCAAGUUGUUUAAGAAGCAAGAUGUUGUGAGUGAAGCAUCACCAGAAUGUGGAGUUGAACCAGCUGUCUCGUCUCCAACUGUUGUGGACGAGAUGAGGUCUGAGGUUGAAUUGUCUGAAGUGUCUCUGGCUUUCCCUACAAAAGAAGAACCAAAGCAUUCUACGGAUGUCUCCGGCGAGUGUCAGAGUGAUAUCUCUGCCCCUGAGGUUACAACCAACGAGCAGCUUGACCAUAUCGAUUGGAGCUCAUAUUUGGAGUUUGAGUCCCUAGAUCACACUAUGUUCUCUCCCUUGCACUCUCAGGUGCAAUCUGAGCUCGGUUCCGCGUUCAAUGGUUUUCAGUAUGGGUCAACCGAACCGUUCAGGAACCAGAAUGAUCCCCACAUUCAGACGCAAUACGGUUCGAACGACCCCGACCAAUAUAUGUUCGACCUCUUGGAUUCGACUUUCCAGAUUCCUUAUGAGUUACCGGAGAUGAAACAUCUAGCGCAACCGACGCAAGAACAGAUUCUGUAUGAGCCGCAGAGUCUUGUCAACAAGAUCAAUAACGAUGUAUCUGAAACAGGAAUCAAGAUUAGGACACGAAGGGCACAGGCCCAGGGUUGUGCUGAACAGUUUGUAAUGCAGGGUAAUGCCUCAAGAAGGUUGCGUCUUCAGGUUAACCAUAACAGUCCCAAGCCAGAAACUGACAGUAUCAAGAAAGAGGUCAAGGAGACAACGAAGGGAUGUGGAAGUUUCAUGAGAUCAAAGAGCAGUAGUGAGUUCAUACUCAAGAAGGUUGCAGCUAUGGGAUGUUCAUACAGAGGGAUUCUCAAAGCUGGCGUUGUAGCGGUUGUGUUUGCCAUGUCGGUUUGCAGUCUGACCGGUCAAUUCCGUUGAAAGCUUAUACUUGUUGGUCAAUAACAAUCAAAGAAGGAAGGGGUUGAGAGCGCUUGUUUGUGUGUGAGGAUUGGCCCUGGUUUACACAUAACCAUGGCCGGUUUAGUAGGGUAGUAGUUAACUUGUACUGCUUAUAGUUCUGUUUGUAUGUUUUAGAAGUAAGGGAGAGAAUCUUAAAGCUCGUAGAGUCUUAUCCCCCCUGACCAUAUACGUCGCGAGAUGUCUCCAUCAAUACCAAAUAGUCAUGUUGUAAGAAUUUGUAGUUUGUGAUCUCUCUUUGAACGCAUGUUGAAUCUUUUUUUUAACAAUUUAUAGUGCAUGUUGAAUCAUAUA
Molecule: messenger RNA, 1822 nt
Organism: Brassica rapa (field mustard)
Lineage: Eukaryota; Viridiplantae; Streptophyta; Magnoliopsida; Brassicales; Brassicaceae
Product: NAC domain-containing protein 91
Biological process (GO): regulation of DNA-templated transcription
Molecular function (GO): DNA binding
Source: RefSeq, a predicted model, not a curated record